This is a messenger RNA of Pleuronectes platessa (European plaice), 1146 nucleotides long. RefSeq names its product translocase of inner mitochondrial membrane 8 homolog A (yeast) (gene timm8a). The coding region runs from base 102 to 374 and encodes 90 amino acids. Lineage: Eukaryota; Metazoa; Chordata; Actinopteri; Pleuronectiformes; Pleuronectidae. The record is from RefSeq and is a predicted model, not a curated record. The transcript has 2 exons.
CUGUUUCCUGUCGGCCGCUCACACACGUGAAGGUCAGAAUUGCAGCAGAAGGUUUUCAUCCUCCGCCGGUUCUCGUCCCUCGGAGCUGGUUUCACUGAGCUAUGGACGGUCAGGGGGGAGCAGCGGACCCACAGCUUCAGCAGUUCAUCGAGGUCGAGUCCCAGAAACAGAGGUUCCAGCAGCUGGUCCAUCAGAUGACGGAGGUUUGCUGGGAGAAGUGCAUGGACAAACCUGGGCCCAAGAUGGACUCAAGGACAGAAACGUGCUUAGGUAACUGUGUGGAGCGAUUUAUUGACACGAGCCAGUUCAUCCUGAACCGACUGGAACAGACCCAGAGGAGCCGGGGCUCGUCCUCCGAGAGCAUGAUGGACUAAAGACUGUCAGAAGACGGACCGGUGAGAUUCUCGGCCCUCUGCUCUGUGACGAGGCCGUUUGCUCCUGACACAGCUGUCCGAGUGUUGCAGAACUGUCCGAUCGAAUGCAGGAAGGGACCAGAUGCAGCGUUGAUUCAAGUGCCUGAGAUUAACACCAUGUAUUCAGAAGUGCAGGGCUUUGUUUGUCCUCCACGUCAAAUAUGAGCGUUGCAAAAUGCUCGUAUUGUCGUCUGUUGCUAACAGUGACUUCACGUUGGUUUUUGUCAAGUUACUGAAUUUAAGCCAUUUUAUUGGUCAGGCUGUGAAACUGAGCUUGAACCUGUGAAUAUUCACUGCUGCUAUGAGUGUAGGAGCCUGCAGAGAAAUGGAUGCAUCUGGGACAUUCAAUAUGCCAACUGUAUUGGACAGCCACAAGGACCUCAACACACAAACACACACAUACACCCCAGCCUUGUACUUUUAUCUUAGUGAGGACACUAAGUGGGAUAAUGCAUUUCCUAGCCCCCUACUCUAAUUAUAGCAAAUUACAACUAAAUACAUAAUCCUAACCCUGAAAGCAAAUCUUAACUCUACAAAAGUCCUGUGGAAAAAGUUAGGAGCAGUAAAAACCGUCCUUCAUCAAUUGGGUCUUUAUUCAAAAUGGUCCUCACAAAGAUACAAGUACUAACACUGCUGUAACAACAGGGAGACAAUGAUGUCUUGAACCAAGAGGCUUGAUCAACACCUUAAAGGUUCUGGACUGUACAUAUGCAAUAAACAAAAUGCCAAAAUA